Fibroporia radiculosa is the source of this 1995-nucleotide messenger RNA. RefSeq lists its product as uncharacterized. Lineage: Eukaryota; Fungi; Basidiomycota; Agaricomycetes; Polyporales; Fibroporiaceae. Gene Ontology annotation, molecular function: protein binding. The record is from RefSeq and is a predicted model, not a curated record. The transcript is spliced from 5 exons. The coding region runs from base 1 to 1995 and encodes 664 amino acids.
AUGUCAACUUGGUCGGCUAAACUAUCUGCGGUACAACAACGCCUGGAUGCAUUUGAUCCUGACGCGCACAUAGAGGAAGACGACGGUGGCGCCCAUAUCAUUUUGCAAAUUCUGCAAGACACUUGCGCUAUCGUUCGUGAUGCAGACACGAACACUGCCGACGAUUUGAAGGACAUAGUGGAGAAGGCUCGUUACAUCAUCGAGCGAGGGAUCGCAGUAUCGUACGGUGAAGCCGAUCUCUACGAGUUCAUGCCAUCUUUUGCGCAUGACGAUGAUGCUGCCCCAGUAGUCUCCGAUACGCUGGGAAAUAUUAAUCAGGGGAUAAUGGACGCCAUGACGCCCUUUUUCCGAGAUUUUCUUCCUAGAAUCACCGGGAAUUACACCAAAAUUCCCCCGCUUCCAGGACCAGGCCGAUGGGAUUGCUCCAUACAACCUCACGCCAGCACGACCCGUCUGUCCCGUUUUCGCUCCGGCAUCUCCAUCUCUACCACAGAAGCGACCCCCCUGGCUAACAUCAUAUACCAGGCCCGCUGCGAGAUAUACGACGAAGGAACAUGUCUACCAAACGACAUGGCUCUUUCUCCCAAUUCUCUUUGCUUGGCCAUCUCCGCCGCAGGAGGAUGGAAGAACCGCGAUCCGGUCGUGCACUACUUAUUAGAUCAAGCAGAAGGUGAAAGCAUGCUUCCCGCGAAGAGCUUUAAGCCUGGCCUCUCAGAAGUCGCGUACACAAUGGCUCUAGACGAAGACAGAAAGCUGAUUUUCGUGGCUGAUAGCCAGCGGGUCAAGUCCUUCCAGUGGGAGUCUGUGGGACGAACGGAACUUGAUGAUUCAAAGCUCAAAGGCAUGAGUACACUGAACUCUGUCGGUUGCAGAGGCCCUGUCGCUGUUCUGCCCAACGGCCGCCUGGUACGAGCGGGCAAGGGACGUGCACUGGUAUGGGAGAUCGACAAGUUAGAGACACACGGUGCGGAUGGCAAUAAGCGCAUUGGUGACGGUACUCUCGAUGCAGAGGGCAGUUGGCGCGACAACGAUGACGGGGACGAGAUAGAGCUGUCUAUGGGAAGCAAGCCUCACACCACUGUGGAAUUCGCCGAUCAAAGCCUGUCUCCCGGCACUUGGCACCUUCACAAGCCGAGCGGACACAUGCUCUGCGGUGAGAAUGGUUUGCGGGACAACAGCUAUUCCUGUGUCUUGCUCGAUCUUGAGCAUGGCGGCAAGACGGUUACGCGCUACCUGGGCCACGGUGGGGACGUAGAAUGCUUUUCCACGAGCGAUGGCGAUCCCAAUACAUUCGUCACUGCGGGCAGCGACGGGUACGCCAGACUGUUCGACAUUCGGCAUCCGCUUCCGGUUGUCACGUACGAUCCACCGGGUUCGCGAGAGGAAUUCUGCCCUAGCAUCGUCUUUGUCCACCCCGAUGGGAUCCCUACAAUCUUCACCGGAGGACAAAACUCGCAAGCAAUCAAGAUGUGGGACGUGCGUGCUCGUGCUGUGGUGUACGACCUCUCGACGGGGAAUAACGCAGUGGUCUCCAUGGCCUGGGACUCCAAGCGCUCCAGCCUCUGGGCCGCCACCGAGUGCGGAUAUAUGGACCGCCUCGGCUAUACACACGAUUACCGCCACGCCAACGUGCCGGCGUGGGCGGAAUGGGACGCCCAGCCGACUGAGGAGGACAUCCGCAUGGAAGAGGCCGCUGCAGCUGAAGCGCACGACGAGGAUGACGAAGGGGAAACGGACGACGAAUAUACCAUGCGGGAUGAUGACGACGACGAGACCGCUUUCAACAAGCUCUUGGCGAAGCUACACCGAUCCGAGGAUGACGAUGACGACGAGGACCGCUGCUGGCCGAAGAAAGCAUACCAUAGGGAGAACUAUUAUGGAUACUGCUUCGAUGCAGGUGAUCAUAGGCUAUUCCAGUACAAGUUCAAAGCGGACUCCGACCCGAAGCAACUUCCUGUAUACGGAGACGCUACCAUUCGCCAAUCUUUCUACUGA